UUUGUCUCCAUUUAAAUAUCUUCCACGGCUGCCUUCUUCUUCCUCGUCUCUCAAUCAUCUCUCAAUCGGCUCUUUCUGCCAUUUUCGUGAAACCUUAACUCGUCUCUCUCUCUCUCUCUCUCUCUCUCUCUCUCUCUCUUUUCCUUUCAGCGCUAGGAGGCAGAAGCUCUAGUUUGCAAGAAGAGCUUCCGAUUACGGAGCUGCGUAGUUUUUAGCCAACGGAUACACUCUCCUCUUCUCGGCGCUUCUGUGUUUGUUUCAGAACUAUAUAGCGUUGUUGAAACUAAGUUCUACAUGUUCUUGUGAAAGUGGGGAUUUUUAACGUUUUGAAUACGUGAAGAUCUAGGCAGCGAAGGAAAGCCUUCGUGAAACAGGCACGAUGGCCACAGAGCAGUAUGUAGAAUCAGCAAUAGCUGAAAAUGAUUAUAACAUGGAAGAUAUAUCACCUGUAGAGAUCUGCAAGUCUUCUGACACUGUUGUGGAUUCUGAUGAGAGUCCCUGUAAUGGGUUUGAUUGCAAUAUUUGCCUGGAUUCUGUGCAGGACCCAGUGGUUACACUUUGUGGUCAUCUUUACUGCUGGCCCUGCAUAUACAAAUGGCUUCAUUUCCAGGGUAUCUCUGCUGAAAACGAUGAUCUGCAGAUACAGCAGCAAUGUCCUGUAUGCAAGGCUGAAGUUUCUGAAGACACCUUGGUUCCACUCUUUGGACGAGGCCAAACUACAAAACCCUCUAAAAGGAAAGCCCCUAAUCUGGGAAUAAUCAUUCCUAAAAGACCUUUCGGUCUUGCUUGUGGAUUUGAUUCACCAAGAUCAUCUUUCGCAAGUAGUACUCCACGCCCAAGUCCAUCCCAGCAAAUUCAUCACCGAGGUUAUCUUCAUAAUCAAUCUCAAUUAUACUACUCUCAGCCUGGAACAAGUUACCCUGCUGCUACGUCAAUGCUCAGCCCACAUGUGGCAGCGGCAAACAUGUACGAUCCAAUGAUUGGAAUGUUUGGGGAAAUGAUUUAUGCAUGGGUGUUUGGUAACUCCAUAGCCAAUAUUUACCGCUACCCAAAUUCAUAUAAUCUUGCAGGAAGCACCAGUCCUAGAAUGAGAAGGCACAUUUUGCAGGCUGACAAGUCUCUUAGCAGAAUCUGCUUUUUCCUCUUCUGCUGUGUAUUUUUGUGUUUCCUCUCAUUUUGAUUUGUUGAUAUAUAUACCUGUAAAAAUUCACAAGUACAUUAUAGACACAGAAUCAGCCGGUUGUAUUAGGCACCUUAACUAUUGCAUAUCCUGUGCUGCGCCUCCGAAAUUUGUAAUUACGAAUCUUUUUCUGAGCCGAAUGAUUGACGUUUCACUUGGAGUUGGUUGAAA
Hevea brasiliensis (rubber tree) is the source of this 1351-nucleotide messenger RNA. Its product is annotated as E3 ubiquitin-protein ligase RMA1H1. Gene Ontology annotation, biological process: ubiquitin-dependent protein catabolic process. Lineage: Eukaryota; Viridiplantae; Streptophyta; Magnoliopsida; Malpighiales; Euphorbiaceae. Gene Ontology annotation, molecular function: metal ion binding; ubiquitin protein ligase activity; ubiquitin-like protein conjugating enzyme binding. Gene Ontology annotation, cellular component: endoplasmic reticulum. The record is from RefSeq and is a predicted model, not a curated record. Bases 380 to 1180 code for a protein of 266 amino acids. The transcript has 3 exons.